AUGCAGUUUUCGAAUGCAGUAAGCCCACAGUCAUUAUAUACGCCAAGCUGGAAGGUCGAGAGCAAGUAUUCAACCAGAGUGCUCACCGGAAACUGGGUGGAAGAGAGGAGGAAGUUCAUCAGAGACACUGACAAGACCCCCCAGAGCUCCUACAAGAAAGGGUACAUCCCUUUCCCCGGCCACAGACCGGACCAGAUCUCCAGGUGGUAUGGGAAGAGGAGAAUCGAGGGGCUCCCGUACAAACACCUGAUCACCCACCACCAGGAGCCCUCGCACCGCUACCUGAUCAGCUCGUACGACGACCAUUACAACCGGCACAAUUAUAACCCGGGCCUGCCCUCGCACCGCACCUGGAAUAGUCAUAAACUGCUGUGGCUUCCAGAGAAAAACGACUUCCCUCUUCUCGCUCCCCCUACAAACUACGGACUCUAUGAGCAGCUGAAGCAGAGAUGGCUCACCCCCGAGGCUGGCCUGCACAAGAGCACCUACACUUUGUCCUACCCAAGACCACAGCUGUGCUCUCUGUCCCAGCGGGAGCACGCCAUCCCAGUCCCUCCCCAGCGCCUGCAGCCUGUCCCACGCUUCUGAGAACUGUCACCCCACCCACAGCGCAGGCAGAACCAACUGGAGACCUACUGUGCGAUUGGACCUGCCAGAGAGCAGGCAGCUGCAGAUACACCCCAAGUUUUAAAGGCAGCCCA
Myotis lucifugus (little brown bat) is the source of this 701-nucleotide messenger RNA. It is a transcript of the gene CFAP107, whose product is annotated as chromosome unknown C1orf158 homolog. Bases 1 to 588 code for a protein of 195 amino acids. The transcript has 4 exons. The record is from RefSeq and is a predicted model, not a curated record. NCBI's taxonomy places the organism in Eukaryota, Metazoa, Chordata, Mammalia, Chiroptera, Vespertilionidae.